AGGAUCAAAGUCUACAGGUGACUGCAGACUGUCUCCUGAGUGCUUCCACACAGAUAGUGAAGCGGCGAAGAGAAAGAGCUUUGCAUACUGCUACACCACAAAGUCUUUGCAUAUCCUGUCUCUCUCUCCCUCUCUCUCUCUCUCUCUCUCUCUCUCCCUCUCUCUCUCUCUCUCUCUCUCUCCCUCUCUCUCGCUCUCUCUCUCUCUCCCAGGCUGUUGCCACUGACGGGAGGAGGGGAGGCAUCAGACCUUUACAACAAGACGUGGCUCCAUGUGGAUUAUUGCCAGAAAGAGAGACACGCUGUCAGUGCCGCUGCAGUUGUUGUUGGUUGACACGCGUCACGGCAGCGCAUUAUGGGCUGUUUGAAUGACAGCCAGCGGGGCGGAUCGGUUCCUCUUUGCUUCUGGCUGAGUUGCCAGUUCUGUUCGGCUCCUUCACUCCAUGACGACAUUUCUGAGCGUGAUUCAACUUAUUGCCAAUGAGCGCAAGUCGCAGCUUGUGUGAAGUCCAUUAUCAUCAUCAGCAGCAGCAGAAGAAGAAGAAGAAGAAGAAGAAGAAGAAGAAGAAGAAGAAGAAGAAGAAGAAGUCCUUUUAAGGAAUUUAUUGGGUUCCUGUUGCGCGGAGUCUGUCUUUCUUUGUAUAUCUGACCAGAGGAAGCGAUGACUUCGGUUUGGAAAAGACUGCAGCGCGUGGGUAAAAAAGCUUCAAAGUUUCAGUUCGUUGCCUCUUACCAGGAACUAGUGUUGGAGUGUACAAAGAAAUGGCAACCAGACAAGCUGAGGGUGGUGUGGACCAGGAGGAACAGACGCAUGUGCUCCAAGCUCCACAGUUGGCAGCCUGGGAUCAAAAACCCCUACAGGGGUAUGGUGGUGUGGCCGGUCCCAGAGAACAUCGACAUCUCUGUUACGCUCUUCAAGGAGGUCAAUGCUGAUGAGUUUGAGGACAAAGAGUGGACCUUUGUAAUUGAGGGUGAGACCAAGGGACAUCGCAAGGUGCUGGCAUCAGCAGACAUCAACCUGAAGCGGUUUGCCAGUCCGACGCCAACCCAGACCGACCUGACGCUGACGCUGAAGCCGCUGUCCGUCAAAGUGGUGGAGGCCACGCUCAAGCUGUCGCUGUCAUGCGUCUUCGUUCGCGAGGGGAAAGCCACUGAUGAAGACAUGCAGAGUCUGGCCAGCCUGAUGAGUGUCAAACCCGCAGAUAUCGGCAACAUGGACGACUUCAAUGAGAGCGACGAAGAGGAGGACAAGAAGUCUGUCACUGCUACAGUUGUUCCACACACUCUAAUUCGCCCGAAUCGCCCUGCUCCCCCUCCACCUGACAAGCGAGACUCCACUGGACCAUCUUUUCCAGUCUCAGCCUGUGGGCGUGAGGGCGGUCCUCCCAGUCCUGCCGUCCACUCCCGUCCUCCUCUACCUACUGCUCCUCGCCCAUCGCCCCGUCGCAGCCGACACCCCUUCACCACCCCCCCUGUUCAGUCAGAGAUCCAACCGUCCCCCGGCCCCUCCCCUCAGCCCUCACCCAGAUCCAAGCAUAAAAGAUCAUCAAACCCUCUUUUCCCUGAGGCUCUUGCAUCUUCUGACCCGCUACCUAAUCCUCCAAGCUCCCAGCUCCCAGCGGCUACUCCCUCAAACCAAAGUGCCUCCUCUGUCCUGCCUCUCUCCGAUGUGUCUCCUGCAAAUUCUCCAUCCCCAAAGUCCUUCACCGCACCCAUAAUCACACCUUCAACCCAAAACAUUUCCUCUUCCAUUCAUCCUCCAUCUCCCAAAUGCUCAGUGAAGCCUUCUUUAGCAGUGCCGUCGGUUCCCCUAAAUCCUUCUUCAAAUACCCUCUCUAAACUGCCUUUUAAACCGCCCAGUAGCUCCGAAGCUGGCAUCACCUCAUUACCUCCAAAACUUCCCUCCCCUGCAUUGUCAUCACUCAAGACUAUCAUAACUUCUUCCUCCCCGGCUCCCCAAAUGUCUUCUGUCACUGUAUCCACGGCUAUAAGCCAUCCGACGAUCUCCACUGGCUCCCAGCCUCUCCCACCUAAAUCCUCCUCUGCCUCUAAGCCCACCCUGACUCCAUCCGCUCACCCUCCACUCGCCCGGACCCUCUCUCAGCCUCCCUCUUUGCCCAGAAUCUUCCAGUCGUGCUCAGGAAAAGUUCCUAUUUCACAUCAAUGGCGCCCCCUUGAGGAUCAAACUCCUGACGCUCUUACUUCAGUCUCUGGCCGUGCUCACAUUUUCAGACCUCAGAUUGUCAACUCAAUCAUCCGCCCGUCUUCUCCAUCUCCCUUUUCUACUGAUGCACCUCCUCUUGAGUCAGCUCCACUCCCCAAAACUCACCCCAGUAUCGUAGAGUCAGGUGCUCGGGGGACAUGGUUGACAUCUGGUGGCGACAUCCCCCCUGUCCCCCUGCUGAGUAGUCCUGACCUUGAUGCCCUCUGUGACCCCGCAGCUCCAGCCCUCACUGCCUCCCUUCCAUUCUCCUCACCCCCUCGCUCCUCUUCUCUUUCCACCUCAGUUGUAUUCUCCUCUCCUCACCCUCUGCUUGCUGCAUCUCCUUCUGCUCCUUCCGCUCCGAUCAGCUCCUGUCAGUCAGGCUCAACUUUCCCCCUCACUCAAGUAGACGAGGAAACAACUCCGAGCCCUCCGAGCCGGGAUAAGGGUUCUCCUCAAAAUAACCGGGCAGUGGCCAACAUCAGAGUAUCCAACCAGCAAAUCAGACCUGCCCAGGAUUCAAAGGAGGCCAUCAAAGAUGCACCAGCAAGUAUCAGCUCACAAAGAGAAGAUGCUGCUGAGGUGGACACCCCUGUCAGUCAGGAGCACCAACCAACAGCAGUAAAAGACUCAGCAACACAUCACAUAACCCCGACUCCGGCUGAACCCGGCGCACCACCAGUUAUAGAAGAGCCCAAAGAGCCAGAGGGACCCAGCAUUGAACCAGAAACCUCACCCAAUAUUUCCCCCAAAACAACCAUCGAGAGCACAGCUUUGGCGCUAGAGCCGCUGCUUCCCUCAAAACCAGAACCAGGACUGCGGCCGGAACAAGUUCUCCAGCCAUCAGGAAAACCACAACAGGAGGGAGCAGUUGAGGAGAAACCAGCUGAGGUCGAGACUGGUGGUCAGGAGAGUUUCACCAACAAUGAGGAGCCAGUGUGCGAUGCAGAAAAGCAGCUGUGGGCGACAGUAGAGGAGAACACACCAGAGACAGGAGCGGAAAAACGGAUGGAAAGUAGUGAGAGCACUGACGAAAAGGAGAAGCAUGAGGAGGGUGGUGAAACAGGGGGUACUCAGAAGUGUGCACACACAGAGGCAGAUGUGUGUGUUACAGAGCAGCAGUUGGAGCCGCCUGCUGGCUUCAUGUCAGCAGUAGUUGGGGUGUUGUACAAAGGCUAUGAGACAGUGACCUCCAUCCUGCAGACAACUGGACCUACUGAUGCAAGUCAUGCGCACCGCUCUGCAGGCCAACCUUGCAUCCUUAUAAGUAAUGAAGAUCAGCCACCUUUACAUGGAGGAGAUGCACAGACUCUGCACUCCGCUGAGCCAGAUGACCACCCACUGGUUCCCAUUGGCGUGGACAUUUCUCCACCCACAGCCUUCUCUGAUACGACAGAAAACCAGAUCAUUAGUAAACAGACUGGAUUGACUCAGAAACUUUCACAUGGGUUAAGUCUGGUGGCAAGUCUUAGACUGGCUGCUAGUGAGCAGGAGAAGGAGAGAGAUCAGGAGAGAAUAGAAAGCAUGAAGAGGGAGGAGAGAGAAGAGGUAGAGAGGUUGGAAAAGGAGAGGGAAGAGAUGGAGAGUGAAAGGGAGGAAAACGAGAGGGAAGCGCUGGAGAACACUCAAAAGGUAGAGAGGGAAAGGGCAGCGAAAGAAAGGAAGCAGCAUAUUGAGGAUGCAAAUAAGAAGAGGAAGAGGGAGAUGGAAAGGGAAAAGAAGAACAUGGUAGUGGAGGAUGGUGUGAAGCAAAGGGAAGAGGAUAGCAGCCAGAAACAGAUUUCUGGCUCUAUGUCACUGCAAGAAGUCAUGAACAACCAAUCAAAAAACUGGCCUCCUCUAAGGGAAGUGGCAUUGGAUGAUAUUGCUGUUGAUGAAAUGUUGCAGGUUGAUGAAGAACAGCCAGAAAACAAGUCUGAUCCCAAAUUCGUGAAAACUAAUAGUGUCCAACUGGUUUCAACCGGACCUGCUGAUUCUGUCCUUGUACCCAGAUCAACAAACCAAUUCGACUCCCAAUCAGUCAAAUCCGAGGACUCCGUAACUACUGUUAAGAAAGCCCUGGAUAAUACUGUUCUGAGAUCAGUUCAAAAAGGCAACUCCAACCUGAAAUCUGGUGCCAUCCCAGUGUGGUUGAGAGAGGAGGACGAGGAGGACAAGGAUAACGAGGAGGUGGAGUAUGAGAGGGGACAGGAAGAUCUCGGCUCCGUCUGGCUGGCUGAGCUGUACAUGGAAGGGGAAGCAGGCCCAGGCCGCACAUCACUUGCUGUUACCCAGAUGCCCCCCUUACUCUCUUCCAGUGGACAAACCUCUUACCACAGCUCCUCUACCAGUCACCCAAAUACACCUGAACAGUCUCUAACCAGUCUGGCAGACCAUCCUAAUCUCAAACCUCUUUCUGGGUCCAAUCAAGAGGAGGGAAACGGUCAGAAAACUAGAGCCAAAUCUGCUCCCCAAUAUAGUGAAGCUCAAAAAACGCAAAUAAAAGAACAGAGAAAUGAUGAUGCCACAAACACUGGCCACAGCCUGGAGGUAGCAGCCAAUGUGGUGGAAGAACUUGUUCAAUCAUCUGUGGUGCCUUGGCCACUUCCUCUGACCACAACCACUGCCAGCAUGCACUUAAUCACCAAGAUGCACACAGGAACAAACGGCAGUAAGAUCAUCGAUGGGGUAAACAUUUCCAAAAGAGCGACAGAGGAACCCAAGAAUCUUGAAAUGAGGGAUGAUGAAGAAAACAAGGACACACACACCACACAGAGUGACAGUCUUCAAGUGAACAUCCCCCACACACAAACACACACCCCUGAUCUCAACCAACAAACCAAAGACCGACAGCUCCAAGAGGAGGAGAGGCUGUUGUUGGCUAAAAUCCAUCUGAUGACAGGUGACUCGUCCCCUGUCUCUGGCCCUCGCAGUAUGAAGCUCCUCAUCCCCGACCCCUGUGAUAUUGACUGUGACACCACAGAGCUUGUUGAUCACGGUCAGUCCUGCUGUGAUGCCCUGCAGGAAAUAUCACUAACUGAGGCAGAGGAGCCAUCGGCCAAUGAGCUGGAGCAAAAUCAAGAAGGGGAGGAGGAUGUGCUAAAAGGCCAAUGUGCUGACCUCCCUGAUGGUGGAGAGAAAAAAACGCCAUCACAGCUUGGAGACGCCGCCAGCAGACACGCCAGUGAUGAGCGCUCUGACGCACACAUCACUCCUCCCCAUCAGAUUACCACAUCUCGGCUUCCUACGUUACCAGAAGAAGAAACUUCUGACCCUAAGUCCCUUCGGCCUGCACCAAUGGUCCGAGAAGAGGCUGACGGGAAGGACGAUGCAGCCAAGGGCCUGGUGACCUCCAGCCAGUCGUUGCUCCAGUGGUGUCAGGACAUCACCAACGGGUACCGGGGGGUAAAGGUCACCAACUUCAGCACAUCCUGGAGAAAUGGUCUGGCCUUCUGUGCCAUCCUACAUAAUUUCCAUCCAGACAACAUAGAUUUUGACCAGUUGGACUCUCAUGACAUCAAGCUGAACAACAAGAAGGCGUUUGACGGUUUCGAGGCGCUGAGCAUUUCUCGCCUGUUGGAGCCGUCCGACAUGGUUCUCCUGUCUGUCCCCGACAGGCUCAUAGUCAUGACCUACCUCAGCCAGAUCCGCUCACACUUCACCAACCAGGAGCUGAGCGUGCUGCAGAUAGAGCACAACAGCAGCCAGUCCAGCUACGGCCUCGCCCUCUCCGGCCCCGGUCCCACUGACGUGGAUGCUGCUGCUUUCUGCAUGGCCAGACUGAACGAAGGAGUGAGCUUAGAGGAAGGAAGGAGCAGCACGCUGGUCGUCCCACCACCGAGGACCAAACGACUGGUGAAAGUGGACGAGUCAAUCACCCCAGUCCCACCACCAAGGUCGGUUACCAAAGGAGUCAAAUCUGGACCAACUCAGGAUGAAGACACAAAGACAGGAAUCACUAAUAAUACAGGGUUGCAGAGUACAGUUGUGACCCAGCCUCCCAAACAAGAAGAGGAAACAAUGUGUCUGCAGGACACCAGUCAGUAUGUGCUGAGUGAGCUGGCAGCGUUGGAGUCGGAGCAGAAGCACGUCGACAGCAGAGCCGCUGUGGUGGAGAGACGACUGCGAAGCCUCAUGGAAACAGGAAGCGACCGUAAUGAAGAAGAAAGGCUGAUCCAGGAGUGGUUCACUCUGGUGAACAAGAAGAACGCUUUGAUACGCAGACAGGACAAUCUGGAGCUGCUACAAGAGGAGCAAGAUCUGGAGAGGAGGUUUGAGCUCCUGAACAGGGAACUUCGGGUGAUGAUGGCCAUAGAAGACUGGCAGAAGUCAUCCACACAGCAGCAGAGGGAGCAGCUGCUCCUCCAAGAGCUGGUGUCUUUGGUCAACCAGCGGGACGAGAUCAUCAGGGACAUUGACGCCAAGGAGAGAGGGGCAAUGGAGGAGGAUGAGCGUCUAGAGCGCGGCCUGGAGAUGAGGAGGCAAAAAUAUAAUAACAAAGAUAAAUGUGUCCUACAGUGAGAUGAGAGGUCACACGCAAACACACACACACACACACACACACAUACACACACACACACACACACACACACACACACACACACACACUGCUUUUAUUUGCAAAAGAUGACCUUUCAGGACUUUUGGAGGUCCAUAUUUCAGGUUUAUGAGUGCCUUUAUUUUCCUGAAGAACUGUUGAAACCCAUUAAGAGGGGCUUUUCUAUGAAAGUGUUUUCUUGAAAAUGAAUAACUGUUAUGUCAAAGUUUCCAUCCGUCUUAAGUAUUAUUUUUGAUUCAGUUCACAUAUUCUUAUUUAUUUAAAUAAUGUGUCCGGUUGUUUUUUGUGUGUAUUCAUGUGUGAGUUUGUUUAGUAUUUGAACACUGGCUUUUUCUCUUCUUUUUUAAAAAUUAAGAACAGGUUCCCCUUCUUGACACGACUAGAGCUUGUCAGAAUCUGCUGGAUUAAAACCAUAAUGUGCCUUGUCCUUUCCUUUCAUAACAUGCCAAAACACAUUAGGUAUAACAAUUUAAAAUAUGAAACAUGAGCUGGACUCAAACUCACAAUAUUGAGAGUACGGGGUACAUGUUUUAAACUUAAAGAUAAUCCCCAACAUGACAUUUUUAUAAACCAAAAAAGCAAUAUUGAUUGUUUUAUAUGUUGAAAGUGUUCUUCAUUUUAAGGAGUUAUUCAAUCUUGUGUGCAAACAAACCCUGAACGCCUUAAAUAAUGUGUGGCUGUGAUGUUCAUGCCUGCUUGAAUCACAGAAAUGAAGCGGUUUCCUCUCCUCUGUGUCCUUGUACUACUGUAAGCAUGUUGUUUUAUGUGCACUGAUAAAGUGGUUCUCUCCUAUGUAUUACUACUGUAUACUAUCACACGCUGUGUACCUGAUGCUGUCUAUAUUAAUGAGUUGAAAAUAUGAUGAUUGAUAUUGAUAAAUAUGUUGAAGAAACUAUUACUAAAA
This is a messenger RNA of Cyclopterus lumpus (lumpfish), 7643 nucleotides long. RefSeq names its product EH domain binding protein 1-like 1b (gene ehbp1l1b). NCBI's taxonomy places the organism in Eukaryota, Metazoa, Chordata, Actinopteri, Perciformes, Cyclopteridae. Bases 661 to 6702 code for a protein of 2013 amino acids. Gene Ontology annotation, molecular function: protein binding. The transcript is spliced from 28 exons. The record is from RefSeq and is a predicted model, not a curated record.